This is a messenger RNA of Parastagonospora nodorum SN15, 432 nucleotides long. RefSeq lists its product as hypothetical. Lineage: Eukaryota; Fungi; Ascomycota; Dothideomycetes; Pleosporales; Phaeosphaeriaceae. The record is from RefSeq and is a predicted model, not a curated record. Bases 1 to 432 code for a protein of 143 amino acids. The transcript is spliced from 2 exons.
AUGACUCUCAAUGAAGAAGAGUCGUCAAGAAUGCUUGGUUGGCCGUACACCCAGAGUCCUUGGGAUGGCUCCGAGCUCGGUAAAUGGGGUUAUAGCCGAGAUACACAGGACGAAGAGCGCAACGAAUACACCUGCAACUUUGCUAGAUACGGCAUGAGGCCCGCGUUCAGAGACCUUAAUAUCGAUAUGAGGCCUGUUGAACAUGGUGGUCCCAACCAUUGCUUCUCGGUACAGCAUCGGGCUGGCCCUAGCAUCAAAAACUACCCGAUGGAGACGGGUGGUUUUGCACGGAUUGGCAUCAACGUGGUGAGUGGUAUCAUUUACUUCCUAGCCCGGAGUUCUCCCGAGGUUGCAGCCGAAGCAUACUGGGAUGUCGACGAAGUUCCUAGUGAUGCUCUGCCGAAGCUACGUUCGAGUUCGGACCUUACCUAG